CUCAUUUGCAUGUGAACAGCUUGGUGCACAUGAAGUCAACACUGGAGUAAGUUGGCUUAUGUCUACUACACAAAGAGGAUGUUCAAAUACAAAUUUCGUUUGAAUGAUGGCUAGUGAAGGGCCAAGGAGGAAUGGACCCAUGAAAUUACGUCUUACAGUAUUGUGUGCCAAAAACUUGGGCAAGAAGGACUUUUUCAGAUUGCCUGAUCCAUUUGCCAAGAUCAGCGUUGAUGGCUCAGGCCAGUGCCAUUCAACUGACACCUGCAGGAACACACUAGAUCCAAAGUGGAAUCAGCAUUAUGACCUGUGAGUUCCUACGAAGGAUUCCAUCACAAUCAGUGUAUGGAAUCACAAAAAGAUCCACAAGAAGCAGGGUGCGGGCUUCCUGGGAUGUGUGCGCAUCAUGUCCAAUGUCAUCCAGCAGCUGAAGGACACCGGCUUUCAAAGAUUGGACUUGACACGGCAGAGUCAAGAUGACAGCGAGACUGUCCGUGGACAGAUUGUCAUCAGCCUCAUCUCGCGAGACCGUGGAGGUUCAGGGCCCAUGAACACCGAUGCCACCGGGAUACCUCCGUCGAUACCUUACGAUCCAAAUGAAUUGCCAGAAGGAUGGGAGGAGCGUCGCACAACAAGUGGCCGUGUACAUUAUGUAAAUCAUGUCACCAGGACAACACAAUGGGACAGACCCACAAGGCCUGCCACUGAGUGUCGCCGCCCUGUGAGUGUGGUAAACCCUGUGGUGAGCAGUCCUGGCUCAUCAUCGUCAUCAUCCUCCCCCAGCAGCUGCCCUGACGACAGCAACAACCAAUCCAACCACCAGUUCGUGAGGCGCAGGUCAACACGCAGGCGACAGUAUCUCAGUCGGGCGGAGCUGCACAAUGCUGUCACUCUGCCAGAGGGAUAUGAACAACGGACCACUCAGCAAGGUCAGGUGUACUUCCUGCACACAAGGACAGGGGUCAGCACAUGGCAUGACCCGAGAGUACCCAGGGAUAUUUCCAAUCUGAAUCUUGGUGAGGAAGAUCUGGGUCCCAUGCCUCGAGGCUGGGAGUUAAGACAAACAGGGAAUGGUCGUGUCUACUUUGUUGAUCACAUCAACCGAACCACCCAGUUUACAGAUCCCCGACUCUCGGCCAACAUCCAGCUCAUUCAACAGAAAUUGAAAAAUUCUGACAAGGAGAAUGAUGUGCCUCUACCCAAGUACAAGCGUGACCAGAAGCGUGACCUGGUCCAGAAGAUGAAGAUUCUGAAACAGGAGUUCAGUGCUCUGCAGCCCCAGGCAGGACACUGCAGGAUGGAGGUCUCCAGGGACGAGAUAUUCGAGGAUUCUUAUCGACAAGUCAUGAAAAUGCGCUCUAAAGACUUGCGGAAACGUCUGAUGGUGAAGUUCCGUGGCGAAGAAGGUCUCGACUAUGGUGGUGUUGCGAGGGAAUGGUUCUACCUGCUGUCGCAUGAGAUGCUGAACCCUUACUACGGCCUCUUCCAGUACUCCAGGGACGAUAUCUACACGCUCCAGAUAAACCCUGACUCAGGGGUCAACCCAGAGCACCUGUCCUACUUCCAUUUUGUUGGCCGUGUAAUUGGGAUGGCAAUCUUUCAUGGUCACUACUUGGACGGUGGCUUCACCAUGCCGUUUUACAAGCAGUUACUAGGGAAACCUGUUGCCCUCGACGACCUGGAGAGUGUGGAUCCAGAACUGCACAGAAGUCUUGUGUGGAUGUUGGACAACAACAUUGAGGCAGUGCUGGACCACACAUUCUCUGUGGAACACAACUCCUUCGGUCAAGUCCAGGAACAUGAACUCCGUCCAGGGGGAAAGGUUAUCAAGGUCACAGAAGAGAACAAGAAGGAAUAUGUCAGGUUGUACGUCAGCUGGCGAUUCAUGCGCGGCAUAGAGGCCCAGUUCUUGGCAUUGCAGAAGGGUUUCAAUGAAAUCAUUCCCCAGCACUUACUACGACUCUUUGAUGAACGGGAAUUAGAGCUGAUGAUUGGCGGGCUUGGCAAGAUUGAUAUUGAUGACUGGAAGAAGCACACCCGACUAAAGCACUGUACAGCAGAGAGCAACAUCUGCAAGUGGUUCUGGCGGGCAGUCGACAGCUUUGAUGAUGAAAUGCGUGCUCGACUGUUACAAUUUGUUACAGGCAGCUCAAGAGUACCAUUGCAGGGAUUCAAAGCUUUACAAGGCUCAACUGGUGCUGCUGGACCCCGCCUCUUCACUAUACAUCAGGUGGAUGUCCAAACAGACAACCUGCCCAAGGCUCACACAUGCUUUAACAGAAUUGACAUCCCUCCUUAUGAGAACUACGAGAAGUUUCUCAGUAAAUUGACUUGUGCUGUUGAAGAGACAUGUGGUUUUGCGGUAGAAUAACACAAGCCACACACAUUUGUGUGGUACAAGCUCUGUCAACAAAUCUUGACUUGCAGUAGUGCUAAGGAAACCUAACAUGGCAGUCAAGUGGAAAGUGUCCGGUCCCGCAAGGAAACAAAACAGUUUUCAACAGGGACCAACUUUUCUGCCCAGCGAGUUGUGAUUUGAAGAACACAGGAGGUCCUUGUGUACAUGGACAUAAUCGCAAUGUACCAAUUGCCGCAUAAACUGCGGACUUGCGAACCUCCCAGGUUGUGGGUGAACAAACAAUGCAAGAAAAACGUUAACACCAUUUGUAGAUAGCGGUGGUGUACUGAAUCCAGCAUUGCACCAUAGAUACAUUCUGUGUACAGUCUGUGACAACUAUACAUGUAUUUAUGUGACCAUCAUGAUCCAACAUAUAGGGUCUGUUAUAGAACAUCUCAGUGUAGAGCAGCGUGCAAGUCUCUUUGAGCACUUGGUUUAACCUGUAUGUAGCUGUGUGAAUCUGAAUAGCAUUCUACAGACAACUAUGCUUGCGUGAUUGCAUAUGAUUGCAUAUGACUGCAUAUGCAAUGUGUGAAAUCAACUUUGUGAGUGGAUAUUUUAUGAAUGGGACAUUCGUUACCAUCAGUUAUUUGUCUAGCAAGUUCCAUCGAAAUGCCAACAUCCUGAACUGAUUCACAUCUUCCAAAAUAUUAAUUUGCCAAAGAUUGUAGACAUGUACGUUUCUCUUUGGUAAAUCUGUCCAUUAUUAAUAAUGAAAGCAAUAAUAUUUAAAUGGAUUUUGUGAAUACCUCACAUUGAAUUUUAUGUGAAAUAUGCAUAGAAGAUAAUUCUGAUAUUUUUUAGUCCCUAUCUGGCAUAGUGCAAGGUGGAAGGGAUUGUGUAUGAGAAGUAUGGGUCCUUGACUAGCAGACAUCUCCAACACAUGCACAAUAUUUUUGUGUGUAAAUGUGCCGAUAGGCUAUGUACUAAUACCUCAUGCAGCCAUAAGCUUCUGUGUUUGGUGAAAUUUUGUUGUACAGAAAUUUCAGAGAGUAUAACAUUAUGCCUGUAAUUUGUCGUGUAAUUAGAACAGUUGAUAAUAAGGGAAUGAGCAUAUGCUCAGUGAAUAAUAACAUUAAGUUAAGCGAUUGAAAAAGUUCCAUGUUUUAUAUAUAAUUAGGUUAGUUUUAAUGUGCCACUGCUUGGUACAAAUCAGGAUACUAGUAGUAAUCAAACAUCAACAUUGACAGUUGUAGACCAGCACAAGUAUGUCCAGUCGGACAUCUGUAUGAAUGGUGAAGAUGGCUUGAAUUAAACAGCAGGUUUUUACUGUCAAAAUCAUUUUACUUGACACACAGGAUGCCCCUUCAAGCCUUUAAAGAAAUCCUCUUAUUUUUAAUACUCAAGUCAUACAAAUAUGAUAUUUAAUGAUUGUACACGUGUAUGUUUUCCUAUGUACAGUUCCUGCUUCACUGAUGCAUGUUAUGUGAUUGUCAAACAUGCUGAUAUCUGUUUAACACAUCAGAUUUUAGAUUUGGUUAAUACUUUGUGAUUUUAUGUAGUAUUUUUUUAUGAACUCACAUUAUUCCUUACCAGUGUUUUAGCAGGAUAAGGGUGAUGGUUGGGUGAUUUCGCUGAUCUUUAUCAGUGCUUGGGUUAGUCUGUGGAACUUGGAUGUCUUAUGUUCAGAAUGUCCCUUCCUGGUCUUUUUCUUGGAGUGCAGGACUACUGUCUACUUCUAUUUGAAAUACUUAUGAAAACGGAAAGCAAUGAAAAUGAAUGGAAACAGUGCAUGAACAUGUGCAGAAAAAUAGGAUUUCUGAAAGGCCGAAAGAAUAUUCUUUUGUUUUGGAGAGAGCCUUGCAAGAAGCGUACUGUAGGGGAUAUUUUGUUUGACAGGGCUGUUUCAAGUCUGUCAGGAUCUUGAGCAGUAAUCAGGUAGCCACUUGUUUGGGUUACUUUCCAGGCGAUUGUCAAUGAGUCUAGCCAUCCCUGACUUUUAAAACAGAUACACAUUUGGUAAACUUGUUUUGUGAAUUUAACCAAUUUCUCAUUUCAUUGUAAAUAUUUUCUAAUGCCAAUGAAAUAUUGGAACUUCAAAUAAUAUGAUGAAGAGAAAUAUGUUGAAUGAUUUUUUGGGCCAGUAAUCUGCUAAAGUAUUUAAGAAACUUCCACAUGACUUUUAGAACUUAGUUUGAAAGUGCUUUUAGGAUGUGAGAGCUUAUUAGCCAUUUAUUAACAGCUAGAUGUUUAGCAAGCACAGGAUACCUGAAUUUAACCACAGUUUACUCAAUACUGAUGUGACACUUGUUUGCAUUAUCAAAUCUUUCACACAGCCUGUUUUGAUUUCAUUGUGACUAUUUCAGUUCUUUCCACAUCCUGCAUCUGAACAAAUCCUGCUGUAAAUUGCUUUUCAUAAAAUAAUUUUGUGGCAUAUUAGCUACCUUACUACCUGCAUUUAUGAAAUGGGAUGCUCCAAGCUUAUGUUUGGAUUGUUCCAUGUGGUAAUUCAGGUAGAAGCAUUACCUUAUUUAUACUGACAUAAUUGUAUAUCAUUUUGAUUCGGUUUUGCCUUGAACUAUCUUCAAGGAUGUAUAAGCAUUGUGAAAGGAGAUCCUGGUAAAUUUGUUUUACUUUUAGUGAUCUCAAUUGAUGUACAUGGUAUUUUCCUUUUUUUUUAAACUCAUGAGUGGUUAUAUCUGAUUAUUCAUUGAUUUUGUGAGAUGGGUUAUCUCCCAGUAGACAUAACAAAAUUCAUCCCAAAUAUACAUCAUUUGUUUCAUGAACAUUUUUGGAUAAGAAAGGAAUAAAAUAUUCUUGUUGAAUGAACAUACUUGACUUAAGAAAUGGUUCAAACUUUGGAAUAAUGUGUAACACUUCCACUUCCAUAGAAUAUAUUUGGACUGAGUGAUAUGUAUAAAGGGAGGUAACCCAUUAAUGAUUUGUGUGCCUUUCACUUUAAACUGUACCUCAAGGGUCUUGACAUGCUCAAAGAGUUAUGAAUCUGUUAGUGUGUAUUGCCAGCCCCCUCCCAAGAAUCUUUCAUACUGUAAAAGUGAUCACUCAGACAUGCCAUGUCAUUUCAAAGGACAACCAAGAUAUGUUUUCAGUACAUGCGAAAAGAUUUUUUCAGACCAUUUAUCAUAUUUCCACGAGACAUUUUGAAAUAUAUCUGUUCACUGACAAUUUAAGUUUUGUCAUGUCAUAGGAAUUUCUUCAGUAUAUUUGGUCAUUUUUUAUGUUUUUCAUAUCUGUAAGCACAACCAAUUCAGAGACAUUGUUCCAUUAUUCAGUACAAAUACAGAAUUGCAGUUCCAUGUUAUUUAAGUCUCUUUCACAUCCAGUUACACAAGCAAACUUGUAUCAAAGUCAGUAUGGUCCAUGGGUCGCCAUUCAGUGAUGUGGAUUGGAUGUGUUUUGAAAAAAAUAAGGAUAAAAAUGCUUUUGAUACAAUUUUUUACGUUGUAUAAAUGCAUUCACAUGUUUUACGAUGUCGUUCAACUCUGACCACCUUUAGAUCAGGAGUUAUCCCUUCAAGACUGUCGUGUCCUAGUCACUGGAGCCGACUACUUGUUUCCUUCCCAUCGUGGACUGCUCCGCGCCUCACACGUUUGUCUGCCUUCACGUCCAUCUGUCUAAAGCCCUCCUCUGUACAGUCCACACUUCCAAUGUAAUAUUUUUUUCCAAUAAGUGAAAUAAAUGUGGUCAGUUUUU
Molecule: messenger RNA, 6049 nt
Organism: Haliotis rubra (blacklip abalone)
Lineage: Eukaryota; Metazoa; Mollusca; Gastropoda; Lepetellida; Haliotidae
Product: E3 ubiquitin-protein ligase SMURF2-like
Biological process (GO): negative regulation of BMP signaling pathway; ubiquitin-dependent protein catabolic process
Molecular function (GO): ubiquitin protein ligase activity; protein binding
Source: RefSeq, a predicted model, not a curated record